Messenger RNA from Cuscuta epithymum, 4687 nucleotides. The record is from the annotation of a GenBank genome assembly. Lineage: Eukaryota; Viridiplantae; Streptophyta; Magnoliopsida; Solanales; Convolvulaceae.
AUGAACAUGGAUGGGGUGGAGACUGACAUGUAUCUGCCACGACGCCCGUUCGGUCUGCUACCGCCACUACAAUUGCUUCCAGAAACGAAAGAAGGCAACAGAGCGUCGUUCUGUACAGUUCUUUCUUUCUUCACUCGGUUUGUGUGCCCAUUCAUAUCCUUCCCACCAAGCUUUUGUCUUCCCCUUGCGAUGCCUCCGUACUGUACCCCUCAUUAUCGCUAGCUAGUUGGAAAAUGGAGGAGAUAAUGAGCAGUUUCAAACACCGGAAGGUGUCUGAGAUGGUCAAGAGUGAUGAUGGUGAAGAUAUGAUCAGCCAGUUACCUGAUGGCAUUCUUUAUCACAUUCUUUCAUUUCUUCCCACCACAGAUGCAGUAGCAACGUGCAUAUUGUCUACCCGGUGGAAAAAUCUGUGGACCAUUGUUCCUAAUCUUGACUUCGAUGACUCCUCGUUGUACUCUACCUGUGUUUUCGGUUAUCCACUAAAAGUCACUUGUUUUAUGCAUUUCGUUCAAACAGUGCUUCAGCAUAGGAACAGACCUACUAUUCAAAAAUUUCGGCUUUCUUGCCGUGUUUGUUUUAGUGGCUCUCAUGUUUGCGCAUGGCUAUCAUCAGCUAUCAAAGAUAAUGUUCAAGAGCUUGACCUUUGCCUCUUUGUUGAGGAACCUUUUUCCUUGCCCCGAUGUGUUUUUGAUAGUACAUCACUUGCAGUUCUAAAACUAGAAAUGAAUUGCGUCCUUGAACUGCCUGAUUCUAUCUCUUUUCCAUGCCUUAAAACCUUGCACCUAUGUCUUGUCACAUUCCAUGAUGAUACCUCAACCCAAGGACUGUUCUCUGGUUGCCCCGUGCUUCAAGAAUUGGCUAUAUUAGAUUGCGAGUGGAUGAAUUUGAAGUGUGUUUGUUUAUCCAUUCCUUCUUUGAAGAGUUUGACAAUAGACGACUUGCCCUUUUUUGGAUCUCUUGAUGAUUUAAAUGGUUGUGAAAUCCAGAUUGAUGCAGCCAAUCUCCAUUUCUUCAAGUACAAUGGCUAUCUUACAAAUGAAAUUUAUGUCUAUAAUCUGUCUUCUCGAAUUGAUUCUUCUAUUCAUAUUGCUCUGUGUGAGAAGAGGAAACAAUUGGCUAUCCGUGCGGCUAAGCUAUUUACAGGACUGAACAAUUCCAGCUCUUUGAGAAUAUCUGUUGGUUCUGUCAUGUCUUUAUUCGUUGCAGAUGAUGUUCUUGACCGUCUUCCAGUUUUUCACAACUUAACACAUUUACAUUUGAGCAAGAGACUUGAAAAUCAAACAAUUGGAGCACUGGUGAAGUUGAUUCAAAGCUUCCCGAAUUUAGAAUCUCUUAAUUUUCCUGAGGUAUCAUUCUAUUACCCUUCUGGCCGCAGUAAAGGUUGUGCUUUAAUUCUACGAGUGUGUUACAGGGACUUGAGUUUUGCAUGGCAGCUGAAGAAAAUGACUGGAUCUUGAAGUCAAUACCAACAUGUUUCUUAUCAAGUCUCAAGACAGUUAAUUAUUGCCAUUUUCAUGCAAAAGAUAUGGAAAUUUGUUUCAUCAAACUUUUGCUGAGUUUUGCUAUCGUUUUGGAGCAAAUGAAUAUAUUCUGUUCUAACAGCUCUUUGGAGGAUCCUAAGAAAAUUAGUGAGGUUAGGACUCAUUUGCAUUCCCAUCCUAAAGGAUCAGAUCAUUGUGCAAUCAUGUUUAUUGAAGCAUGAAAGCCCCCAUACUUGUAAGUACUCUGCUCUCUUAAGGCAUUUUUAUACUAUGAUCUUCAUUAUCCAAUUCCUUAUCAUUAAGAAAUGGAUUUUAGUGGACGAUAGUGGUAACUGGUAAGAGUAAAAUAAUGGAAAACUUAUUGCAGUUGUAAAAAUGAGGGACAACUGUUAUAGGAAUGAAGCUCAUGUAAAAUGACUGACUACUUUUUCAUAUGGACAAAUGCAACUAACAAGGUAAUAGAAUUGCAAAACAAUGAAUGUCACUACCAUUUUAUUAUGUCAAUGGCAGUUAUUUUAUGUCACUGCUUAGUUUAUUAUGUCUCUACCAGUUAUAGGCGGUGUCAUUGUCACCUGCACGGCUGCACCUGUGCCUCUGUCGCUGCAGUUAAACAUGUCAUUGUGGCGGCUUACAAAAAUUUCCGGCAAUUAUUCCUGGUGAAUUUUCAACGAAAAACUGAAAAAAGAAGAGAGAAAAAUUUCCGGUAGACUUUGCCUGGAGACUUUUUUGCCGCUCGCCGGCGGUGGUUUCUGAAAGUGGUUACCAAAGGGGCAGUGGGGAGAGGGUGGGCAAUUGAGAAGGGAUUAGGAGAGGAAAUAUAAAUCAGUUAAACAAAGGUUAGUCACAUUUUUGGAAAAAAUAAAGGUGGUCAUAUUUUUGUCUUUCAAAAGUGUUGACUUAAUAUUUAUGUCAUCAUUAUUAUAAUGGUAAUGUUAUUAUAUAUAGUAGUAAUGAUAAUUUGCAUUAACAACAAUAAUAACAACUACAAUAAUAGUAAUUACUUCUACUACUAGUAGUAUUAAUUAUUAAUUUGUUAUUAUGCUAGUCUGUAUAUGUUAAUUGACCUUUUUGAUUAGUUAGUUAUAUCGUUGUAGUUUGGAAAUGGUUAAGUUAUUAGAUUCGUUUGCCUUAAUUACUUAUUUGUCUCCCUCCGUCCCUUUUAUUUAGCCAAACAUUAUUUUUCAAGUCUAAAUUGUUCAACUUUGACCGAUUAUAUAUUUAUACACGGUAAUAUCGAUAAUAUGAAAAUUAUAUGAAAAUGUUCUUUGUUGAAAACACUAUCAUAAAAGUAUAAAUUUACUAACUUUUACAUAAAUAUAUUAGCUAAAAUAAUGGAUCAAAGUUUAUCCCCUUUGACUGGAAUGUCAAAGUUGGCUAAAUAAAAAGGGACGGAGGUAAUAUUUAGUUACCUACUUUGAAGUUAAGAAUUUGAUAAAUGCCUUAAACCUCUUUUGAGAAAGGAGAUUUGUAGUUAAGUAUAAUAAUAUCAACUAUCAAGAACACAGUUCGGCAAGAAUUUUGGAGAGUUAGAGGGCCUGAAUUAAAUCCUAGGAGGAAGUUCCUGAAUCUUGGGAUAUUCUCUCUUGGCCAACCUGAACUCUAGAUCUUGACAAAAUCUGCAAUGAAUCUUGUACGUUAGCUGAUACAAAUAAUGGUGCUGCCAUGGUUGAAUGACAUUACACGUGACCUUAAAAUGUUAAGCUUACUUCAAGCAUAGUGCUCAGGACUUUGUGUACAAGAUCUCAUCCAGGGUCUCUGAGAAGACAUUGGAAGUGAAGAAUAAUAUUCCUUCCAUCCCAUAAAAAGGUUUUAUUCGUUUAUGUUUCUAAAAAUUUCUGUCCAAAAGAGUCGCGUUAAAUUGUAUUAGGACAGUUUUUCAAGAAAUGUCUCAAAUUAGUAUAACAAACAAGUUUAGUGUGAAAAUUUUACAUAAACUGGUUAAAACGUUUCUUGGAAAUAAGUAUCAUUUAUGACUUAUAGUUAUAGCAGUUGUACAUUGACCAAAUUAAAGGUUGUAUAUUGCUCAAACAAACUGAUUAAAGAGCAUUUGGAAAAAGAAGCUAUGGUGAUGAUGGUAUCAACUCAAGCCUCUCGCCCCGUAGCAGAGAGUUACGGACUUGCUGCUAGACCUUGUCUCCGAACAUGAUUUUUAAUUUAAGCAAUCCUUAUAAAGAUAAUAAUAGAAUCAUAAACAGAAACCCUGGAUGUUGAUACUAGAUAAGGCUUUUAGGUUUUUAUAGGACAAAGCAGCCAAAGCUAGACUGUAUAGCGAUUUGAUUCUUAGAUUGUAGUAAAUAUACUCGAUAGGUCCAUCUCAUUUCUCUACUAGCCUUUUUUUUGCUAAAUGGACUAAGUAUGACAAAUGCUAGUCUUGGUGUGCACCUUUUUGUACACCUUAUAAACCUGGAAGCUUGCCUUGUAUGCCAAAAUAGUCCGGCCACACAUUACAAUAAUAGGGUCAUUUUUUGUGAGCACCUUUUUGUACACCCUUCGUACACCUUAUAUAUGUACACAGACAAGUUUUGAAAAUUUUGCAUCUUAAUCGACAGAUCACAGGCAAAAUAGGGGGUGUACACCAAAAGUUGCACAAACAGAAAUGUCCAUAGUAAUAACAUUUUAUAUACAGAUGCAAAGUGUCUGAUGACAUAUUUUACUUUAUGACACUUUGUUAAGUUGUUUUGUUUGCUUCAGUUUGCAGCUGGUAGUAUGUGUAGUUAUAAUUAUAGUGGCUACAUCUGCUCAACGCCUGCCAUUUUGAUUGGAGAUAUCAACACUUGGCCAUGGCCUAUGGAGAUAUCUACUGUUCUAUUUCCUAUGAUGCACUUCAGCCAUGGUCUUGCUAAUGAUUGGGAUUCUCAUCUACCCUAGACGUCAGUGGCUGUAUUUGUGCUGAAAAAUAAGGCUACAUUGGCUUGCAACUGUAAUGUGCCUUAUUUUUUCUCACAAAUUAAGUCUGUCUCUGUAGAGAGAAUCAUUCCCUAUUACUGAUGCAAUAUGAAAUCUAGUUUUUUUUUUGCUUCUUUUGCUCCUGUUUUAAAGGGAAGAAAUGGGAGGUUUGUAAAUGUUAUGAAAAGUUAGCCUUGUAUAGUUUUGCUGUUUCAAAGCUUGUAAGUUGAAACACCAAAGCACAACAAUGCGGUGAUGCUGCGUUUUAUGUUGUUUUUUUUCUGAUGCCAAACUUAUCCAUGAUCAUGAUUCAUGCGUAU